AUGUUACUCAAAAAUUCGAUAUUGAUCACGGCUGCUCUGGCCGCAACUGCGGCAGGUACCACUAUUUCCGAAAAUACUGUUACCACGGGAACUCUCAAUGUUGGUACAGGUCCAUUUGAAGUCAAGCCAAAUGUAUACUGGUCUAUCAUCAAUAAUGCGGUGACGUCGAUUGCUGGCUCCCUUACUGUAGGGUCAGGAGGUGGUUUAUACAUUACUUCUAUUAGUGACAAAAUUGGUUUAAAUGUCGGUCUUGCAAGUACCACUGAUACCAUUUCAAACGAUGGUAUUAUUUCCUUUAACUCAGUCGAGUCAUUAACUGCCCCAAUCUACGGUCUUGUAGGUGGUAGGUUCAUCAACAAUGGUGAAUUCUAUUUAAGUGGCGAUGGGUCUGUGAACAAACCAUUAAUGGGAUUGACAGCUGCUGACUGGACUAACAACGGUUUGCUAACCUUUUAUCAAAAAACCAGAUCUCACGGUUGGGUUACUCUUGGUCAAUUUUUGAGACCAAUCACCAACGAAGGUCAAAUUUGUCUUUUCAACCAAGCUUAUAUUCAAACUUCCCCAGUUCAAGGUUCUGGAUGUAUCACCAUCGGAUCACACUCCAACAUUUACGUUGAAAACCCACAAUUAAGCUUUGAUCCGAAUCAAACCCUUUACAUGGAGGGUGCUGAUUCUACCAUUAAAGUUGAAGUUUUUAGCCAAACUAACACCAUAACUGUUGCUGGUUUCGGAAAUGGUAAUGUAAUUGGGUUGAACUUGAUUCUUAAUUCAGGCGUUCCUUUGGAAAAUAAUGCCUUUUCCUAUGAUGCCAGCAACGGUAUCUUGACUCUUAAUUCUGGUUCCCACAAGCAAAACUUCAAGAUUGGUACUGGCUACGACCCAGAAUUAUUUGAAGUUGUUACUCCAAAUUAUGGUGGAUUGAUCCAGGCUACAAGAAAUGCUGGUAUUACGUACAAAGGUCCCGUUCCUAACCCAGGUUUGCCUGCUGCUUGCAAGCCAUGUAAGGCUAUCCCCGAUGUUCCUGGAACUAGUACUACAUCGUCAGCCAGUUACACCGCCACUGCAACUCCCUCUACGUCGGAGUCAGUACCUGCAUCUCCUACAGUAACAUCUACCAACACUGCUACUGAUGCUUCAUCAACUACAGACUCGUCUUCAGCACCAAGUGGCGUCUCAUCAACAGCUACACCUCCAACUUCUGUUUCAUCUGACAUACCCUCGGGUACCCUUUCGGCCACCGUUCCAACCGGUUCCCCAUCUGGACCAACUACAACUGGUAAUGGCAACGGAGGCACUCCAUCUGGUUCCCCAUCUGGCCCAGGUAAUGGCAACGGAGGCACUCCAUCUGGUUCCCCAUCUAGUUCCCCAUCUGGACCAACUAAAACUGGUGAUGAUGGCAAUGGAGGUGCUCCAUCUGGCACUCCAUCUGGCACUCCAUCUGGACCAGGCAAUGGCGGCUCUCCAUCUGGUUCCCCAUCUAGUUCCCCAUCUGGACCAGGCAAUGGCGGCUCUCCAUCUGGUUCCCCAUCUGGACCAGGCAACAGCAAUGGUGAUUCCCCAUCUGGUUCUCCAACCGGCCUUACAAAUGCUUCAACUACUCUUAUCACCAACGCCGUCAUUCAGACUUCUACCAGCACCACAGCUGGCAGUAACAACGAGAAUGGAUCCAAUGGUAGUGGGAACGGUGAUAUUGGUAGCGGAAAUGGCAGCAAUGUUCACAACUCACCUUCUGCAGUCGAACCAGUGGCCAACGCUGCUUCAUCUAAAUCUGCUUCUACCUUUACUGUCUUGCUUCUCGCGGUAUUCGCGACUUUUGCUUUUAUGUAG
Messenger RNA from Suhomyces tanzawaensis NRRL Y-17324, 1827 nucleotides. RefSeq lists its product as uncharacterized. NCBI's taxonomy places the organism in Eukaryota, Fungi, Ascomycota, Pichiomycetes, Serinales, Debaryomycetaceae. The transcript has 2 exons. The coding region runs from base 1 to 1827 and encodes 608 amino acids. The record is from RefSeq and is a predicted model, not a curated record.